UCCUAUUACCCCCGGGCAGGAUAAAACUCCCUCCCCGAAAAGCGCCCCAGAGCUGCGGGACGGAGGGAAGCGGACGGAGGGAGCAGCUCUGGAACCGCGGGACUGUCGGGUGUGAGGAGCCGCAGGGAACGCCGUGAGCCGCAGGGAACGCCGUGAGCCGGGGCUGCCGGCCCCCCACCACCAUGAGCCUGGAGCCCCCCAAGCUGGAGGUCAAAUCAGCCACGAGGGUGACCGGGGGUCCCGCCACCCCUCGCAAGGGACCCCCCAAGUUCAAGCAGAGGCAGACGAGGCAGUUCAAGAGCAAACCCCCCAAAAAGGGGGUGCAGGGGUUCGGUGAUGACAUCCCAGGCAUGGAGGGGUUGGGAACAGACAUCACCGUCAUCUGUCCCUGGGAAGCCUUCAGCCACCUGGAGCUGCACGAGCUGGCUCAGUACGGAAUCAUUUAGGAUUUGGGCAGGCUUACUGUGUAGUGCUGUGUAGGUCGAGGCCCCCCUGCCCAUGCUGGGGGGCUCAGCUUAGAAAAAUAUUCAUUAAACCCAAACGAGGGCA
Molecule: messenger RNA, 549 nt
Organism: Corvus hawaiiensis (hawaiian crow)
Lineage: Eukaryota; Metazoa; Chordata; Aves; Passeriformes; Corvidae
Gene: PDE6G
Product: phosphodiesterase 6G
Exons: 4
Coding region: 183-446 (87 amino acids)
Biological process (GO): positive regulation of epidermal growth factor receptor signaling pathway; positive regulation of G protein-coupled receptor signaling pathway; visual perception
Cellular component (GO): photoreceptor outer segment membrane
Molecular function (GO): cGMP binding; 3',5'-cyclic-nucleotide phosphodiesterase activity
Source: RefSeq, a predicted model, not a curated record